AUGAAAACCCUCAGCAUUACCAGUAACUCCAGCACCAUCACUGGCUUCAUACUCCUGGGAUUCCCCUGCUCCAGGGAAGGGCAGAUCCUCCUCUUUGUGCUCUUCUUCAUUGUCUACCUCCUCACUCUUAUGGGCAAUGCUUCCAUCAUCUGUGCUGUGCGCUGGAAUCAGAAACUGCACACCCCCAUGUACCUCCUACUGGCCAACUUCUCCUUCCUGGAGAUCUGGUAUGUCACCUCCACAGUUCCCAACAUGUUGGCCAACUUCCUCUCUGACACCAAGAUCAUCUCCUUCUCUGGGUGCUUCCUGCAGUUCUAUUUCUUCUUCUCCUUGGGGUCUACAGAAUGUUUCUUCCUGGCAGUCAUGGCCUUUGAUCGCUACCUUGCCAUCUGCAGACCUCUACACUAUCCUGCUCUUAUGACUGGGCGCCUCUGUAACAUCCUUGUGAUCAGUUGCUGGGUGCUUGGUUUCCUCUGGUUCCCCGUCCCCAUCAUCAUCAUCUCCCAGAUGUCCUUCUGUGGAUCCAGGAUUAUAGACCAUUUCCUAUGUGACCCAGGCCCUCUGUUAGCACUGACUUGCAAAAAAGUUCCACUAAUAGAGAUGAUCUUGUCCAUCUUAAGUCCUCUGCCUCUCAUUAUUCCUUUUCUCUUUAUCAUGGGGUCAUAUGCUCUGGUCCUAGUAGCUGUAUUGAAGGUUCCUUCAGCCUCUGGGAAAAGGAAAGCUUUCUCGACCUGUGGGUCUCAUUUGGCUGUGGUUGCAUUAUUCUACGGCUCAGUACUUGUCAUGUAUGGGAGCCCAACAUCUGAGCAUGAAGCGGGGAUGCAGAAGCUUGUGACUCUGUUUUAUUCCGUCUUGACCCCUCUUCUUAAUCCUGUGAUAUACAGUCUUAGGAACAAACAUAUGAAGACAGCCCUGAAAGCAAUUCUGGGGGAGAUUAAAAAUUGGUUGUCAAAAAAGAUCUUGGGCAAUUAA
This is a messenger RNA of Peromyscus leucopus (white-footed mouse), 972 nucleotides long. RefSeq names its product olfactory receptor 11G2-like. Gene Ontology annotation, cellular component: membrane. The transcript has a single exon. Gene Ontology annotation, biological process: G protein-coupled receptor signaling pathway. Bases 1 to 972 code for a protein of 323 amino acids. The record is from RefSeq and is a predicted model, not a curated record. Gene Ontology annotation, molecular function: olfactory receptor activity; G protein-coupled receptor activity. Lineage: Eukaryota; Metazoa; Chordata; Mammalia; Rodentia; Cricetidae.